Dreissena polymorpha is the source of this 5766-nucleotide messenger RNA. RefSeq names its product neural proliferation differentiation and control protein 1-like. The transcript has 8 exons. NCBI's taxonomy places the organism in Eukaryota, Metazoa, Mollusca, Bivalvia, Myida, Dreissenidae. Gene Ontology annotation, cellular component: membrane. The coding region runs from base 2168 to 3013 and encodes 281 amino acids. The record is from RefSeq and is a predicted model, not a curated record.
CAAUCACAUUUUUUAUUCAUAUAAAGACUUUGAUAAUAAAAUAACUUAAAAUAUUUUCUGAAACCACAAGGCAAAUAGCUUUGUUAUUUGGCAUUUAACAUCAGAUAGUGGUCCUCAACAAAGUAAGGUCCAAUCAUGCUGCUGGUUUCAAAACUGGUCAUUCGCCAUGGUCCCAUUUUUAACUCGUCUGUUUUCGUAGAAAACCCGAGGUAUUUUCAUAGCCUGCUCGUCAUCGGGCGUCCGCCGUGAUAACACCUUAACAUUGGCUCUAAAAUCAAAGUGCUUCCACCUACAACUUUGAAACUUCAUAUGUAGAUGCACCUUGAUGAGUUCUACACGCCACACCCAUUUUUGGGUCACUAGGUCAAAGGUCAAGGUCACUGUGACCUCUAAAAAAAAAAAUAUUCUUACAAGCUUUCAUUUAUUCAAAACUGCAUCCGCAGCCGAGCGUUGGCACCCGUUAUGCGGUGCUCUUGUUUAUUUAAGAUACACAAAAAAUUCAUAAGUGUAAUGUUUGACAUGUACCAUCUUAAAGGGGUCCUCUGAAAAUUUUGAUCAAAUUGUGUUCUUCAGGGCAAAUCUGGUCACACCCUGUGUGUCAAAUACUUAAUAUACACUUUAUUAGCUUGGCCCUGUUGUUGAUUGUAAGUUUGCAUUAUUUAUUGUCUAUACAUUUGGUUUGGUUUUUGGACAUUAUGGUAUCAUCACUUACUUCAGAAAAGAUAAUAAUUAGAGUAAGUUAAUGUAACUUUAAAGUGGUUUUAAAGGUUUUAGAAAAAUUUAAACUCUAUGAAAACUUAAAAUGUAAAAUAGCAGUAUCCUGUUUGGGAAUUACAAGUAAAAAGGCAAAAAAUACACAUGUUCUUAUUUUAUGUAUGCUUAUGAUAUAUGUUUUUGUUUAAAUUGUUAAUUACAAAGAACAGUCUGAAGAUCACAGUUGCUAUUUCUAUUAUAUGUUUUAAAUUCUAACACGGAACGCGACUUGUUUUCUAUAGACAAAGAAGGAAAUCAAGUGUGGGUUAUUCUGCAAUAACUUAUGGGCGGAGCUUAAUGUUUCGGAAAUAGUUCCGAAUAAAUAAAGAAAAUAUGGCAGUAAAAUGCACAUGCUAAAACCCGCUCUAAAAGAAAUGUAAUAAAUGUAGCAUGUAUAUAAAUGUAAUGAAACAACAAAUUGCAUAUUUGGUGAUAAAUGGCAUAACCACGCCUACAAAGAAUGUUAAUUGUUAGGAAACGUAAUUCAGAAAACAUUUAUAGCAUGUCAGCUUUUCAGUAGCAUCAAUAAACUUGACGUCAUUAAGUUUCUAUGAUUCUACGAUUCAAUGAAAGUGACGUCAUUUGCAAAAUAUUUAUGAAUGAAAACAACGUCAUAUGUUUGUACAAUUCAAUGACGUCACUAAAUAGUGGACAUUUUACUAAGAAGGGCGGAGUAUUUAAAAAUAUAGUUCACGUCCUAAAGCUUGAACCAAAUCAAUCAGAAUCGUGUUAGAAUCGAAAUAAUAUUUUUUCUAUGAUGGUUUUGUUUUCGAAUAACCCACAGUAAGUUGUACAGAUGCGUGUUAUCAAAUCACUCGUGCUUCGCACUCGUGAUUUAAUUCCUACGCAUCUAUACUACUUACUGUGGGUUAUUCGACAACAAACCAUGAUAGAAAAAUAUUAUUUCUUAAAUAAAAAAUGUCAGUCAAAUUGACUAAGAGAGAGCCACUAUUUUGAUAUUUGGCAAUGAGGUUUUACAAGCCUAUAAAAUGUUUUAUUAAAAAAAAAUUAUCACAUGAAAAUGAAAGGCACACAUUUUCUUCCCAAGUUGAGAUCUAUUUAAUUUUAUCAUGUGUUCUGAGUAACUUCCAUCCAGGCCAUCCAGUAAAGCCUCCUAAUGCUUCCAAGCAGGACUAGGAUUCCGGCUCCAGUAGCAGUGAGUACUUAAAGCUUUAAGGUCCCAAGCCCUAAGAAAAGCAGAGGGGGGGAGAGCGGAUUCAAUUUAGCUGACAUCCACAAUGGAACUUAGUUAAGUGCUGCUGCAGAAUUAGAGGAAUAUGACAGAUUUCUCAAUGAAAUCUACCAGUAUGAAAAAAGACUACACAAGAAAGAACACCUGAAGCAAGAUGAAACCAAAGUAGACUGGCAGAACCCAGAUGUGGACAGCAAUGGCUUCAUUGACAUCAAGACCUUCAUGGACAGCAAGGCCUCCAUGGACAGCAAGGCCUCCGUGGACAGCAAGGCCUCCAUGGACAGAAAGGCCCCCAUGGACAGCAAGGCCUCUAUGGACAGCAAGGCCUCCAUGGACAGCAAGGCCUCCAUGGACAGCAAGGCCUCCAUGGACAGCAAGGCCUCCAUGGACAGCAAGGCCUCCAUGGACAGCAAGGCAGUGCAAGAAACAAACCUGGCAGAGGACGAACAAACACAGGCUGCACAUGGUACUGAUAUUGUAAAUGGCUGGUUCCCUGCUGGGACAAUGGUGGAGGUGAGUUCCCCCCGGGGACAGCAGCCUGUGCAUGCCAACCACUCGGCCCCCCUGCCACCCCAGAGACAAAGGCAGGACACCGUUAUACCCAAACAGGACUUUAUCUUUUUUGCUACUGUUACCGGAUGUAGUAUUGUUGGACUGGUGGGACUCAUCAUGGCUGGAGUUUGCUGGUACAAACUUCGUCGGCGUGUAAAGGCCGCCAGUGACGUUGACUACCCAGCGUACGGCGUGACUGGGCCCACCAAGGAGCGGCUGCCCUCCCCUGGGGACAGGAAGUUGGCACAGAGCGCACAGAUGUACCAUUACCAGCACCAGAAACAACAGAUGAUCGCCAUGGAAAAAGCCAAUGGUGAGAUGAAGCAUGACGCCUCAGAGGACGAGUCAGACGAGGAGAAUGAAGAGGGAGACUACACAGUGUAUGAAUGUCCGGGCCUUGCACCGACAGGGGAGAUGGAGGUGAGAAAUCCGCUGUUCACAGGCGACGCACAGACUCCGGUUAAUGGUGAGAGCCCGACAAUGAAGCACCUUGAACAAGACCAGCACGAUGAAUAGCAGUCCUGGCACAGACAGCAAGCCAUGCUCUUUGGAUUAGCUAAUAAAUAUUUCAUAGUCAUUUAAUACAAUAAUUCACAUUUGAUUAUAUAAAGAUUUUCUGCAACAAAAAUAACUUUGACAUUUUUACCUUGUUUUAAUGAACAGAAGAACUUUUUUGUUUAUCCUAUUUAAAGAAUUAAAUGUAGUUGCCCAUUAAUGGAACAAUGAUGUGUAAAACGGGUUGUUGAUAAAUGCCAAACAGAAAUCCACAGUUACGCCUGUGCAAUAGUGUGUGUUUUUUCAGUUGUAAAAAAUGAUUUAUUAUUUUGUAAUGAAUGUUUAUAGUAUAAAACAGACAUUCUCACAACAAUAACCAAUUUUUGAAAAUGUUUAAGAACAAAACUUUCAAUAAUUUGUACUGUCAAUCAAGGCUUGUUUAGCAUUUUUAAGUUUGUCUGGAAGUUCAUUUGAGUUGUGAUAAUAAGUUUGGAAGUAGUGUUUUCAAGUUGAAUGAACACAGAGUUAUUGAACGCAAGUGAGUUGUUUGUGUUCCCUACAUCUUACAAAAGCAAGGGCUUUGAAACACCUUCAUAGUGCUGUGUGAUGUCUGAACGUUCCUGGCCAAACUACAGCAGUGGCACCCACCUUUAUACCUAAUUUCUUCUUUACACAUUUAUUUUAAAUAUUUUAUUUUUAUCCGGUGUAUGUAUGUUAGUGAGAAAAUGUUGCUAGACCAAAGUAUGAUUGGCAGAGUGUAUUUCUUGUGUACAUCUCAUUGGUACUUUGAUUUCAAUAGUUAAAGGCACGCCUCUUACUGAAUGUGCUAAACAUUAUGAUACAUGUGACCAGAGCUCCAGAUUAUUUUUUAAGAUAAAGAGUAUUUGAAUCAUGACUUUUUUAGCUGAUGAGUAAAAUACAAAAUCAAAGACUUUUAAAAUACUCCUGCAAAAGUCUUUGAUUUUGUAUUUUAUAAAAAAAUUAUACAUGAACAUGCAGAAAACAUGUAAUAAUAAUAAAGAACAUCUACUCUUGUUUACUUAAACAUGCAUUUUGAAAUGGCUGUCAAAUAAUCCGAAUUUGGGCACUGUUGGUCCAACUGAUAAUUGCACAAAAUGCAUAUGCCAAUUUUUAUGAUGAUUUUUUUCACUCAUCAAAAGUAUAAUUCAUGCGUAUUUGGAAAUUGUCCAUGAGUAUUUUACGCAAAUACACAUCUUUUCUGGAUCUCUGCAUGUGACCACAAAUUGAUUUGUUGUUAUUGAUUGAAAUUUCACGUCUCAUUUGUAAUACCUUAUGAUUUAUAUUAAAAUGCAAUACCUUAUAUUUUCCAAAUGCUGUUAUCAUAACAAUUUAAGUACAAUGAUAGCAGAAAAAUACAUGAAAAUGAAUUGUUUUGGGCUGACUUGAGCACUUUAUGCUGCAGUUGAAAGUUUUUCAACAUAAAACUUCAACCAAACUUUUUUUGAAAGGAUAUCUCAGAGGAUUUCUACAAGCUGAAAUGUCAAAAGCCUCAUUUAUUAUACAAACAUCAUACAAAGCUGCUUAUAACAGAUUAGUCCCUUCUAUUCUCAAGUGAGCAACCUAGGGCAUUUUGCCCUCUUGUUUAAAUGAAGCAUUGGCUUGAGUAACAGUUUCAUUUACUUAAUUGGUAAUUGCAUAUAACAUGUUAUUUAUUUAAACAAUUGUAUAAUAAUAUUAGAGAUGUUAAAAUAAUGUAAAACUAUACUGUUAUGACAGACUACUGAUUUUAUUAUGGAUAUCUUUGUAAAAUUCUGGAGUUCUGGAUGAUAAGUGAACAACUUGUAAAUGAGAGUAUUUAUGCAUUGUCACUAUUUUCUAAUUUCAUUGCUGUUCAUAUAAGAUUAUUAUUUUUUGUUGCAUUAUAAAACAAAUAUGUUGUUUUCAAUUUUUUGUACAAGACAUUUUGCAUUUACAUAAAUUUGUUUGUUUUUUUAGCUCACCUGAUUGCUCAGGUGAGCUUUUGUGAUCGGUCUUUGUCCAUUGUAUGUCCGUUCGUCCGUCCGUCGUCCACAUUUGGUUUGUAAACACUUUAGAGGCCACAUUUCUUGUCUGAUCUUCAAGAAACUUGGUCAGAAGAUUUGUCCCAAUGAUAUCUCGAUUGAGUUUGAAACUUGGUCAUGCUGGGUCAAAAUCUAGGUCACUAGGUCAAAAAAAGGAAAAACCUUGUGAACACUGUAGAAGUCACAUUUCAUGCCCAAUCUUCAUGUAACUUUGUCAAAAUGUUUGUCUUAAUGAUAUGUUGGUUGAGUUCAAAAGUGGAUCCGGUCCGUUGAAAAACAUGGCCACCAGUGGGCAGGGCAGUUUUCCUUAUUUGGCUAUAGAGAAACCUUGUAAACACUCUAGAGGCCACAUUUCUUUUCCGAUCUCCAUGAAACUUGGUCAGAAGAUUUGUCCCAAUGAUUCCUCGAUUGAGUUUGAAACUGGGUCAUGCUGGGUCAAAAACUAGGUCACUAGGUCAAAAAAAAAGAAAAACUUUGUAAACACUGUAGAAGUCACAUUUCAUGCCCAAUCUUCAUGUAACUUUGUCAAAAUGUUUGUCUUAAUGAUAUGUUGGUUGAGUUCAAAAGUGGUUCUGGUCCGUUGAAAAACAUGGCUGCCAGUGGGCGGGGCAGUUUUCCUUAUUUGGCUAUAGAGAUACCUUGUAUACACUCUAGAGGCAACAUUUCUUGUCCAAUGUUCAUGAAACUUGGUCAGAAGAUUUGUCCCAAUGAUACCUCGAUCGAGUUCAAAACUAAGUCAUGCUGGGUCAAAAA